AUGGCUGACUUCACAGGGGAGUGCAGCUACUGGCAGCUGAGUCCGGACCUCUCCAUCCCUGCUCUGGAGGAGCUCAGCGUGUGCGUCCACCUCCAGCAGCACAUCAGCACACCGGCCUGGACAGCCUUCAUGUAUCGCCACCCUGACGGGCUGCAGGCUGAGCUGGGCCUGGCGGGUCAGGAGGGCCUGGUCCACACCUGGCUGUUUGGGAUGAGGUGGUCAGCCCCCCUCCACCUCCCCCUGGGCCACUGGCACUACGUCUGUAUAACCUGGUCUGGGGCGUCUCACCAGCCAGCCCUCUACGUCAAUGGGACCAGUGUGGAUGUUACAGCCCAUGCUAACGAAUCCCCCCUGUCCCCGUCCUGCUGCAGGCUGGCCCCGCACGGCACGCUCACCCUGGGUGUCUCCCACUACUUCAUCCAAGGGGAGAUGCAUGUGGAAAACGGUACCAACCUCAAUGGGAGUGUUUCUCUGUUCCGCGUGUGGGGGCAGGCACGCACCCCUGAACAGGUGUCGGACCUGAGCUGCACAGAGGGAGACGAGGUGCGCUGGGAUGCUGUGGACUGGCUUACUCUGAGCUGCCCUCCAGUCCCAGACUCCCAUCUACAGUGUGCCUGGUCUUUGUACGAACUUAAAGUCAAGAUCGCCAUCAUCUGCUACGAUGGAAACAGUACAGACGUAUACAAAGCCAGAGACCUUGCACAGAAAUGGCUCAGACAGAUAUUACCAUCCAACAAAUAUCAUUUGUACAGAGUCUCUGUGUCUGUGUCAACCAGCUUUGACUGCCUGGUCCACCUCAACGUGAUCCCCAGCUCUGAUGUCAGUACAGUGCAGAAACAGGUCUCUCAGUUGCUGAACACACCUCACAACAUCGGAUAUCUCACGCUAAUGGCUAACCCCCAGAGCAUCCAAGUGAACGCUGUAGAGGACUUCCCCCCUGCCACAGUCAUUCCUCCCAUUGUCAUGGCCACUGGAACCUCUUCUGACACAACCAAAGACCUUAGUGUCACGACUGGUGGCGAACUCUCAGACAUAUAUUUUGAGGUUGAUGUGAACGUGACCCUUACUGGGUUCUGUAUCCAUCCGGAACUGACUAUCAUUACCUGGCUGCAUGUCACUCUACCUGAUGAGAUGUUUGUUCUGACCUUCCAGCUUUUGGGAAAGGCAUACAGACACGGCUGCCGAUUCCAGAUGCGGGUGACAACGUCAUCAAGUCAAGAGGAGACAAGGACAAGGAUCCGUACCCUCCUGGAGAAGACGUACACCAACGGCACUAUAACCAUGGAAAACAAGUCCAACGACAUCAAUAUCCGUCAUAUACAUCUGCACCAGUGCCCAUUUGUGGUUGAGACCAUUCCAGACCUAGACAACAUUGAUGUCACUCCUGAGAAUGCUAUGGAUGUGGUGGAGAUGAUAGAGAGCCUGCUGAAGGACCAUCCAGACCUCAACUGCACUGAACUUAGCACCGUUCUGAAGAAACUCAAAAACAUUGUUUUCAUCAGCUGUAUGACCCCACCUCUGGGCAAAGCUAUCAUCAACAUCAUCUCAGACAUCUUGGAGUCUAAGAGCUACCUGCAGCAUGUCACCAACCAAAUACUGAACAUUACAGAGAUGGUUGGCGACAAGAUGUCUGGUUUUGACCAGACAAAUUACACUUUGGUUGCUUCUGCGAUGGCAAUCUCCGUGGUGGACGUAGACCGGGGCCAAUUUCAGGUCCUCACUUUUGGCGUCUCGUCCGCUGCAGAGGGCCUAAACCCCGAGAACAACCCGGAUGGGAAGAUCCUGAACACUUAUGUGGUCUCAGCCAGUGUCACCAAUGCCAGUGGCCCCAUCAAGGACCUAGAGGAGGAUGUAGAGGUGACACUACACCACGUGAUGUCCAAUCCACUUGGCAAGGAGGUGCAGUGUGUCUACUGGGACUUCAAUCAAAAUGAAGGAAAGGGAGGAUGGGAACAGCAUGGAUGCAGGAAGCACAACACCAGUGCUGACUAUACCACAUGCUUGUGUGACCACCUCACUCAUUUUGGAGUACUUCUGGAUGUAUCCAGGACUCAAAUCGACAUACAAAAUGAGGAAAUUCUGACCAUCAUCACUUAUCUGGGCUGCGGUGUAUCCUCCGUCUUCCUGGGAAUCACUGUGUUGACAUACACAGCUUUUGAGAAGCUCCGCAGAGACUACCCAUCCAAGAUCCUCAUUAACUUGUCUCUGGCGCUGCUGGGGCUCAACAUGGUUUUCCUGGUCAACUCCUGGCUCUCCUCCUUUGGCAGCUAUGGGCUUUGUGUGGCGGUGGCUUCCGCACUGCACUAUUUCCUACUGGCCUCUUUCACCUGGAUGGGCCUGGAGGCUGUGCACAUGUACUUUGCCUUGGUCAAAGUCUUCAAUGUUUAUGUGCCCUCGUACAUCCUAAAGUUCUGCUUCCUAGGAUGGGGAAUCCCUCUGGCUAUAUGCUGCGUAGUUCUGGUUGUGAAGAGAGAGUCCUACGGCAGCUCCCUCGGCAGUGAGUCCAUGGAACCACUAGAUAACUCCGAGGCGUUCUGCUGGAUCCAGGAUGAAGUGGCUUUCUAUGUGUCUGUGGUGGGCUACAUUCUGCUAGUAAUGCUGUGCAACAUGGCUAUCUUCGUGGUGGUCCUGGUCCAGAUCCGCCACAUGCGGGUCAAUCAGCCGGCCGGCAUCCACAGCGGCCUCCUUCUGCAGGACCUGAAGGGGGUGUCCAGUCUCACCUUCCUGCUGGGUCUCACCUGGACUGUGGCUUUCUUCGCCUGGGGGCCAGCCAAGGUUCCCUUCCUCUACCUCUUCUGUGUCCUCAACAGUCUGCAAGGUGAGUGA
This is a messenger RNA of Salvelinus namaycush (lake trout), 2826 nucleotides long. RefSeq names its product adhesion G-protein coupled receptor G4-like. Gene Ontology annotation, biological process: cell surface receptor signaling pathway; adenylate cyclase-activating G protein-coupled receptor signaling pathway. The coding region runs from base 1 to 2826 and encodes 941 amino acids. Gene Ontology annotation, cellular component: membrane. Gene Ontology annotation, molecular function: G protein-coupled receptor activity. Lineage: Eukaryota; Metazoa; Chordata; Actinopteri; Salmoniformes; Salmonidae. The record is from RefSeq and is a predicted model, not a curated record. The transcript has 18 exons.